AUGGAAAAGAGGCAUCGAGAAUUGAUCGUAUCCAACCGAGUGAAACUCGUCCGCGAAAUGUUCACCGACAGAAUAGUAAGCAAGAUGCGUGGCGGACUCCUGAACGAGUCAGACAUCGAAGACAUCACGUCUGAAGAGUCGGCCAGAGAAAAGGCGGAAGCUCUGCUCUCCAUUCUCCCAAGAAAAGGCCCUAAGGCAUUCGUAGCCUUUGUCAAAGCACUCCAAGAGGUACAAGGCUAUUUGUCAGAGCCGUUUUUGGAAGAAGCAGGUCUGCCAGACAUCAAGGAAGUAGAUUACUUUAAUGACGAUGCCGUUGUGGAGAUGACGGAGAACACUUGUGUUAAGAACUUGCCUGCCAACGUUCAUUCAAGACUAUGUGUACUUCUCAAUGAAGACAACGUAUUCGGUGACAACUGGGAGAGGGUAUAUAGAGAUGUCGGUCUGCCGAUUGACCGGAUAGAUAAAGUUAGAUGCCAGUCGAACCCAACAGACUGCACGUUGACUCUCUGGCAUGGCCGAAUGGGAAGUAAAGCGUCAUUAGGUUCGUUAAUAUCAAUACUACGGGACAUACCGAGAACGGAUGUAGUCGAGAUGCUCGAGAAGGCCAUGCAUGCAUGCAAUAUAAAGGCUUAGAU
Corticium candelabrum is the source of this 635-nucleotide messenger RNA. RefSeq names its product death domain-containing protein CRADD-like. Lineage: Eukaryota; Metazoa; Porifera; Homoscleromorpha; Homosclerophorida; Plakinidae. Gene Ontology annotation, biological process: signal transduction; regulation of apoptotic process. The transcript is spliced from 4 exons. Gene Ontology annotation, molecular function: death domain binding; protease binding. The record is from RefSeq and is a predicted model, not a curated record. The coding region runs from base 1 to 633 and encodes 210 amino acids.